CGGAAACGUAAACAAAGCCGGUCCCCGAAAUCGCUCCCCACGGCUGCCCGCAGUGUACAACGAUCCGCGUUUAAUGCCUCGAAAUGAACGAAAUCAACCACAAAACCGUGUUCGUGCUGGACCACACGCCCUACUUCGGCAUAUCGUGCGAAAGUCCGAUCGACUGUGACUUUAUCAAGAGCAAGGUGGCGGUCCCGCCGAUCAGCAAGAGCCUGUGGACGUGCGCGGUGGAAGCGUCGGUCGAGUACUGCCGGAUCGCGUACGACCUCUUUCCGGUGGGCAAGCUGAUCCGGUUCGUCGUGAGCGAUACGGCCGCCCACAUCGUCAACACGUGGAACACGAACACGCAGAGCCUGACGCACAUACUGAACGCGAUGUCGAUGGUGGGUGUGCCGCCGCGCCAAACGCAAGCGUCCGACUACUCGGUGAUACACGGGCUGCGGGCCGCGAUCGAGGCGCUGGCCGAGCCGACCGAGUUCCAGAAGGAGCAGCUGGCGGUGCACGCCAAGAGCGACUGCUUCAAGCUGGUCAACCGGGGCCGGGUGAUCUGCAUCACGUCGGCGCGCGAUGACGCGAGCAUGAAGAGCCUGGAGGACAUCUUCCGCACCGUGCUGGUGCAGCAGAACGCCAUCUCGGCCGGGCACAAGGAGUACAUCAACAUCGACCAGUGCCAUCUGGUGAUUAUCAACCUGUACCCGGCCAACAUGGAGUCGAUGGUGUCGAACCGGGCGCUGAUCGAAAUCUCGCCCAUCCUCCUGUCGGAGAUACACUCGAACAAGGCGAACACGAUCUCGAACAAGCUGACGCAUCUGAUCCUUCCCCACUUUGAUCUGGCGAGCACCACCGUCACCGGCAUACCGAUGAAGGAGGAGCAGAACGCCAGCUCCAGCGCCAACUACGACGUGGAGAUCUUUCACGGCCGCACCGCCCACUCCGUCUUUCUCGGCACGGAGCUGGUGCUGCCGCACAGCCUGAAGGACGGGUCGGACUACGAGACGGUCACGCUCAAGUGGUGCACGCCGCGCAGCUGCGGCUCGUCCGAGAUGCAGCCCUGCCUGGCCCAGUGCCGCGUCACGCCGGUCGAUGUGACGUCGCGGCCGAGCUCCUGCCUGAUCAACUUCCUGCUGAGUGGCCGGUCGGUGCUGCUGGAGAUGCCGAAAAAGUCGGGCGGCAAGAUUACCAGCCAUCUGCUGUCCGCCCACGGUGGGGAGAUUUUCAUCCACUCGCUCAACACGGCCCGCAGCUGCCUGGAGGAUCCGCCCUCGAUAUCGGAGGGUGGCGGGGGCCGCGUCACCGACUAUCGGAUCAAGGAUUUCGGCGCGCUGAUGCAGCAGCACCGGCUGGUGCCGCUGAAACCGCUGCCCGAGCGGCAACCGGACGAGCAUCUGCAGAAGAUGCGCGGCAAGCUGGCGCGCAACUCGCGCUACUGGCCGCUGACGCUGGGCCGCACCGUGCUGUACAAUGUGCGCCACUUCGUUGAACCGCUGCUGCUGCUCACCCAGAAGCCGGAGCUGAGCGAGGAGGAGAAAAUGCUGUGCCUCAAAUCGAUCUACAACCUGUCGCAGCUGGAGGAGCGGCAGGAGGUGCUCGCCCUGCCGAACAUGGGCCACCGGUUGAAGGGCAACAAGAAGGAGGAACAGUACCGGCUGCUCUGGUCGGAGCUGGAAACGAUCGUGAACUGUAACGGCGCGUCACCGGCGCACAAAGCGAUCGUGGGUUGCAUACGCGAAUGCCGCCGGAUGUACCCGAGCGCGGAUGGUGCCGAUCCGUACGACAAGACGCACGGUGGGACGGCGGAGGGUGGAGUGGCGGCGGCAGCGGCGGCUGCGGCGGCGGCGGAUGCGCACCGGGCGAGCGUUAUUCGCGCGACAACGGAUUCGCCAAUGUCACCGCCCCAUUCGAUGGGUGGCUCGACGGGUGCGGCUGGUGCGGCUGGUGCGAGUGGUGGCGCAACGGCUGGAGGGGGUAGUAACGGUGGGACCGGUGGUGGCACUGGUGCAGAUGCUACGUCCUCCUCUUCCGGCACCAGCGUGACACUGGCGGUGGGGGGUGGAGGUGUGUCGGUCGGUUUGCUUGGCGCCCGGGGGACGAUGGGUAGCGGGAAGAAGGGCUUCGGUUCCGGUGGCCGCUCCCUGCUCGACGUGCUAGCCUCGACCGAGCGGGCCAUCAGCCAGAAGCGGAUCGAUUUCAGCGGCCGGCUGUGCACACCUUCCGGACAGGUGGCGAAGCUUUACUCCCACGUCGGUGCGAAGGAUGCGGACGGCGGCGGCGGUGCACAGGGAAGGCCGGCGGAUGUCAAAUAAGGCGGGAGGGAGGGGGGGGGGGCAAAACACGUCAGCUCAGAGAGUAGCAUUAAAUUGCAAGGAAAGUUAAGCAAAAUUGUACAAUAAAUAGGAAAUAAAGUCUCUUUUUAGUUUAAGCUAUAAACAAAACUAUAUUUACCUUAACAGUAGCCGUAGCAGGAUCCAUAGGAGUUUAGUAAUAAUUUCGGUAUGGGUUCCUGAUCAGUUCCUGGACCGACAUACAAGUAUAAGCGCAGUAUACAGUGAUUUCCAGCGGAUCUCAUAGUUGUGGGACACUUCCUUGUCUCUUUCCUAUUGGAAGUGAACUUCAUAUGAUGGAUAUUGGAGUCUAUGGCACUCAUUUUGGACAUGCUCCUUGGAAAUUCCUAUUGGAUUUGUCCAACAAGGGGACUGUAGAGUACAAUUCUCAUUAGAUGAAGUUGGUAUUGAUGGUUUGAAUUCAGUAUCAGAUCCAGUACUCAUAUGGGUUCGUGAUCAGUUGCAGGGCCGAUAAGGGUUCAGUAUCAUUUCCAGGAUCGGGAUAUGGGUUCGUGAUUCGUUUCAGGACUGGUAUGGGUUCAGUAUCAGUUCUAGGAUCGACAUAGGUUCAGUAUCACUUCCAUGAUCGGUAAAGGUUCGUAAUCGGUUCCGGGAUCGGUAUGGAUUAAGUAUCAGAGUUCCAUGAUUGAUAAGGGUUCGUCAUCGGUUCCACGACCGACUGGGGUUCAUCAUCAGUUCUAGAGACGACAUACGUUGAGAAUCAGUUCCGGGACAGAUAUGGGUUCGUGAUCAGUUCCAGAACCAUUAUGGAUCUAGUAACAUUUCCCAGCCCGGAAUGGCUUCGUCAUCAGUUCCACCACGUAGUACAAAUUGCAGGACCGAAAUGGAUUGGUCCCAGGACCGGUAUCGAUACGGUAUCAGUACCUAGAACAAUAGGGGCCCUGUAGCAUUUCCAAGAUAGGUAUGGUUAAGUAUCUGUUCCAGGAUCGGUAUGGGUUCCUGAUCAUUUCCUGGACUGAUGUAGAUUGAUUAUCACUUCCAUGAUUGAUAUGGGUUCGUUAUCGGUUCCAGGAUCGAUACAGGUUCAUGGUCAGUUCCGGAUGCGAUAUAUAGGUUCAGUAUCAGUUCCAUGACCGGUAUGGUUCGUAGUCAGUCUCCGGUCCAGUAUCAAUUUCAGGAUCGCUAUGGAUACAGCAUCAUUUCCAAAACUGGAAUGGAUUCGUCAUCAGUUCCAACACCAUGGCAUGGCUACAGUACAAGUACAGUACAACUAAAUUGUGAUAUUUAAAAAAAAACCCGAAACAAGCUACUUUUUGAAGCAUAAAAAAUAGUACUUUUUUAUUUUUCAGUUUUUCUUACCUUUUUCUUUGAUCAGUAAAAAAUAGUUAAAAAAUUAAACUACCUUGAUAGGAAUACAAAAAUUUGCUCUACCGUUGUGUGUGUGUUUUUCUUCUUCUUCUUCUUCUUCUUCCCUCCUCUUCUGCUGCUGUUCUUCUGUCUUUGCGCCCUUUCACUACUGGCUCUUACAGGAGGGAGGAUGGGAUGAUGGCAUUUCUUCCUUUCUCUCCCUACCAUCUGCAGCUGUAGCGAUGUAAUCUUCCCUUCUCAACCACCUCGCGUUCAACAACACAGGACACGCACAACAACCCAUUCCAUUAACAUGAUUUGCUUUUGUUUUUGCUGGUUUUGAGAGCGUUUUGCAAUUUUUUUAAUGCUUCGUGCAUUUACAUACCCACGCCGUUCGGGGCUGCAUGUUAUCUGCACUGCAUAUAACCUGCGUUUUGCGAUGUUUGUCUCUUGCUUUGUCUCUCUCUCUCUCUCUCUCUGGCUCUCUUUCUUGCUCUAUGUGCGGGUUGUUUUUUUAUUUCUUCAAUUUCCUUUGCUGUUUACUCAUCAUGGCUUGCUUGGGAAAAUGAGUGGAAACCAAAGCUUGCCAACCAGAGCACACAUGGCAUGGCAUACACACACACACUGUUGCACGGUUUCGAUUUGCUAACCAUGCGUCGUGAAUGCGUCCUCUAUCUCUCUCUCUUAGCUUCUCUCCACUGGUGGUAUCGGUUUACAUUCUUCUUUGUCACUUUGUCACUUCUCCUCACAAGCAGUUCUUUUUUAUUUUUUUGCUGCAUUUUUCUCACUUGCAUGCUAUAGUAGUUUCUUAUUUUUCAGCAGCUUUUAUGCUGUAGUUGUUAUGCCCCCGUUGUUAUUUGCUUAGUUGUUGUUGUUUGUCUGUUUGUUUUUAUUUCUUUGCCAUUGUUUCUUUUUUAUUUGUUUCUCUCUCUCUCUUUCUCUUUCUCUAAGUGUUAUUCGUUUCAUCAUCGCAAAAGUUUUUUUUUGUUACAAUUAUUUAUGUGUAUUUUUUGUUUGUUUGUUUCAUUCUUAUUAUUCCAUUUUUUAUAUUUUAUAAUUUAUUUUCACUAGAACCUACACUCUAAACUGUAAAAAAAGGGUCAUCAAACUAUGGGCGUCUACAUUUUGGUCUAUAUAGACGGAUGUAAUAAAAAACAGCUAGAACAGUAAUAAACCUCUAAAUAUUUUUGUUUUUUUGUUUUCUUCUUCUUCUUCUUCUUAGCUUUUCCUUCUUACACAUGUAUAAUGUGUCUAUGUGUGUGUUUGUUUGUUCUGUUUGCUUAAGAGUGUGUUGUUUUGUGUAAGUUUUUAACGGUUUGCGGCGCCCGAUUGUUCCUAACCGUUGCUCCAUUCUCGUGUGUGUUAUUAUUACUUUGCUUUUCUUCAUUGUGAUUAUUAUUCAUUAAUCUGUUUUAAUUAGUUACUAUUUAUUGGCUAAUAAUUUUGCUUUGCGAUUUGUUUUGUUUCUUUUUUUUAUAGUCCCAAUGUGUGGGUGUGUGUUGGUUUUUUGUGUAUUGUAUUGUAUGUCCGUGUUUCUGUCUGGGGGAGUUUCGUUUUGCUGUUGUUCCUGCAACUAUUCCAACCAAACAAAACUAUACCUUUGCCUCAUUUCUCACUAUCCGUGCGCGCUUAUGGUGCCCCUUAUUUUUUUUUUUAAUUUCGCUUGCCACCCUUAAAGGGCCAGGCCGAGAUACCAUGCGUUGGACGAAAACUGGACGUAAAAAAACGGGCAUUAUCUAACCUUCUAUCCUCCAAGUUUGGCGCACACGAGCGGCAGUAGUGUACUGCAACACGAACCCGUUGCACUCGCAUUGCGCUCGUUGAACAUUAUGCACAAUGGUUGUAACAAAACGAAAAUAAACACAUACACACUUAUUAACCGCUCGUUGUAAGUUGUAAUACUUAAACGCUUCUUCAUCCGAACGGAGAGCAGAAAAGUAACAAAAGAAUAACACAACAACAAUAACAACAACAAGUUUAAAAAAUCACGAUAACAAUUUAGGUAAAAAUAAACAAUUU
This is a messenger RNA of Anopheles coluzzii, 5648 nucleotides long. It is a transcript of the gene asun, whose product is annotated as protein asunder. The record is from RefSeq and is a predicted model, not a curated record. Gene Ontology annotation, cellular component: integrator complex. Lineage: Eukaryota; Metazoa; Arthropoda; Insecta; Diptera; Culicidae. The transcript has a single exon. Bases 84 to 2303 code for a protein of 739 amino acids. Gene Ontology annotation, biological process: regulation of mitotic cell cycle; centrosome localization.